AUGGUGGCAAUCUCAGCACGCCGGAGCGAAGACACCAGCCUCUCGACGCCCAAGAAGCUGUCGCGACAUCUACUUCAUCUCGUCGGUCGUGCGCAGAUGAGUCCGAGAGAAGCAGUCCGAGAACCGCCCCGCUCACUCUGGCGUCAAGCACUGAUCUGGCCUUCAAGUCCUGCGUUAUUCAAGAAAAACGCCCGUAUUGCAGCUCUAGAGAGGAGUCAUCGAGGUAGUAGUAACCAGAAUGAGCCAUGUAACGAGAUUCAAGUCCCAGUAGACGCUGCAGCUUGCGAGGUGGAGCAACAUAACGACCAGCCACAGGAUGAUGAUAAUUGUGUUCAACGAGCAGGUAACAGCCCCGCCCUCUACAAAACGCCCACGGGUGCAGACACCAACCUCCUUGACCUCAGCAGCUCAGUCAAGAAACUCGCACUUUCCGUUCUCAAACCGACAAAAGUCGGUGCUAUUCACACGACAUCGGUAUCGCCAUUGAAAGUGCUGCAGAGCUCACUACCUGAGCCCCCAGUGAACAUCGUCAAGCGCUCGUCGCUCUACCAGGAACUUCGCGAGUUCUAUGUCAAUGGUGACGCCCAGAUCACCAUGUUCCCCGAUUACCUCAGCAAUGAGGAGAAGCUCAUGGUUCAGGCAGUAGCUCAGGAUUUGCAAUUGGGCUGCCAAGUUGGCGAGAUGAGCGUGGCAGUGUACAAGCUCUUAGGGGGGCAUUCACAGCACAACAAAUCGCUGCGUUCGACCCCACCUCCUUCUGCAAGAGGAGUCAACAAUAAUGUGGCCGAUGACGUGUAUGUCGAUGUUCAUGAGCUGGCUCAGCAGGGCAAAGAUGGCUUCAUCGCAAAGCUGAGACUACGUCGUCUGAGCUCUGGUAGUGGUCUACGCCGCAAAAUGCUGUGGGACGUAGCGCAGUUAAGCUCUACGGCCGAUGGUGUGGCCGACCCCGUGGGUGAAGGUGAAGGUGGUGUGUACGCAGUGCAGUCUCGAUCCAGCGGACAGAAGCUAGCGCUCUUCAAACCUGCCGAGGAAGAGAAGUUCGUGCGUGAAGGACUGUUUGCUGGAGAAGGAGCUGUUCGUGAGGAGGCGGCGUACGUGCUUGAUUCACGCAGCAAUGGCUUCAGUGGUGUUCCUCCUACAGCUGUUGCACAACUACGGCUCACGAGUAUGGGGCGUGCUAAGCAAGGAGCUGUCCAGCGCUUUAUGUCGAGUACUAUUGGAAGCAUGGAGAGUUUCGGAAUGCCCUUUGACCUCGACAAGGCGCGCGAGUUUGUUCCUGUGGAACAAAUUCACCGCAUUGCAUUGUUGGACGUGCGCGUGUUCAAUACGGAUCGACAUCCAGGCAACAUCUUGCUAAUCGGCGAGAAGAAGCCGUACACCAUGGUGCCUAUCGAUCACGGUUGCAUUCUUCCAAGCUGGUUCCACUUGUCUGAAGCACGCUUCGACUGGAUCGAGUACCCGCAGACCCGUGAGCCCUUCUCGCCUGCUGCUAUGCAGUACAUCGAGGCAUUGGAUGCUGAGCGAGAUGCAAAGAUCUUGCGAUCGCUUGGUAUUCGUGAGGAAUGCGUGACUACACUCAAGAUUUGCACACUCUUUUUGAAGCUGGCAGCUUCUCAAGGCAAGACGCUGUUCUGGAUGGGGAACUUUAUGACACGGGACGGGUGCUUCCAGGAGCCAUCACGUCUGGAACUUGCCAUCCAAAGCGCAUGUGAGCGCUCCGGUAUCCCAUACACGUUCAAGCCCAACCAGUUCGACGAGCAGCGCGGCGAGAUCGAAAUCGGCGUGCUAAGUCGCCGCCCACCCAACGAGUUUUUCCUCGCGCUCGAGCGUUUGCUGUUCGAGGCGAUUUCUAGGGACGAGUAG
This is a messenger RNA of Phytophthora infestans T30-4, 1863 nucleotides long. RefSeq names its product sporangia induced phosphatidyl inositol kinase. The coding region runs from base 1 to 1863 and encodes 620 amino acids. The record is from RefSeq and is a predicted model, not a curated record. The transcript has a single exon. Lineage: Eukaryota; Oomycota; Peronosporomycetes; Peronosporales; Peronosporaceae.